This is a messenger RNA of Mytilus trossulus (common blue mussel), 946 nucleotides long. Its product is annotated as carbonic anhydrase-related protein 10-like. Bases 1 to 537 code for a protein of 178 amino acids. NCBI's taxonomy places the organism in Eukaryota, Metazoa, Mollusca, Bivalvia, Mytilida, Mytilidae. The record is from RefSeq and is a predicted model, not a curated record. The transcript has 8 exons. Gene Ontology annotation, molecular function: carbonate dehydratase activity; zinc ion binding.
AUGUUUGUUUUACAACAACAACAGAUACAGCUAUAUGGAUAUAAUGCUGAGAUAAAUAAAAACAUUUCACAAGCAUUAAAUGCCCCUCAUGGAAUAGCAGCAUUAUCAAUAUUAGCGCAGGUAACAGAUCAUGAUAACGAUUAUUUGGAUAUUUUAAUACAAGCUGCAAUAAAAGUUCGAUCAAAAGGAAUGACAACACCCGUUUUGAAUUUCUUUCCAAAGGAAUUCCUUCCUGUUACUCCUUCAUUUGUAACAUAUGAAGGGUCACUUACCAGACCCGGCUGUAUGGAGACAGUUACCUGGGUUAUAUUAAAUAAACCAAUACAUGUAUCUCAUAAUCAACUAGAGUCAUUACGAUCUCUUACUAAUCAUGAUAAUAGUGGACAAUCCUUAAUGGAAAAUAAUUUUAGAAUAACUAUGCCAAGCCAUGGUCGACUGAUUAGAACCAACAUCAAAUCUAAAGCUAAAGUGGACGAUUGUUACAGCAUGAAAUUGACGUCAUACGAAGUAAAUAGUAAGUUCAAGGAGGAACACUAAUCCUAAUGUAUAUCACCUAAAGACAUAAAUAUCUGCAUAUGUAAAUAGCUAAUAAAUGUAAAACGGUAUAAAAAGAUAUUUCAAUGGUGACGACAUUCUCAUAAAUAUGCAAUACUUAAAGCAACUGUGAUAUUCAAAAUGAAGAGAACAUUAUACAUCGAGUCCUUCAUAUCUCAUAGCUUCAACACUUCAAAACGGUGCUGUAGAGAGGAUAAAACCUGAAAGUAGGAUGAAGAAUUCAUGGUUCAACAACAUAACUGAGUAUGGGGUAUAAUAUUGUCUUCCAAGGGAUGGUAAAUGAUAGUUUACCAUUCACUAUUACCGCAUCGUGUGCCAAAUUGAUAAAUAUAGACAUAUUUGUUGUGCUCAUAUUUAUAUAUUGAUGAAUACAAUAAAUCAUUUGAAUUGA